UUAUCUAGAAACUUUUCGUGGGAUGGCACAGCUAAAGGGCUUUUAACCUACAACUGCUUGCAGUCGCAAACAAUUGGAGGAAACCCAGAUGUCGCUCUAGGACUGGUUAAAUAAAACGUCUUUAUCUAUACAGUGGAUGGUGGGAGGGAUAUGAAGUUCCAUGAAAAAGCUAGUGAAUACCAGGACAGGGGGCUGACACUGUGGCUCAGCAGGUUAAACUGGCAUUGGCUAAACUGUGCCUGGUUUGAGUCCUGUCUGUCCUGUGCUUCCCACCCAGCUUCCUGCUAGCGCACCUGGGAGGCAGUGCUCCCACUCACACGGGAGACCCAGAUGGAGUUCUUGGCGCCAGGCUUUGUCCUUGGCGCAGCUCCUACUGCAGCUCGCACUUGGGGAAUGAGCCAAUGGAUGCAAGAUCUCUGUCUCUCCCUCUGCCCUUAUCACUCUGCCUUUCUAACAAAUGAAUAAAUCUGGAAAAGAAGAAGGGAGUAGGGGAGGGAUGUUGGGAUUUACAACAGUUGCCUGAGACUUUAUAGAUGCCUUCUAGAAGCUUCCUCUGGGAGAGGAUCUGGAGGGGCAGAGCCUGGACAGUUCUGACGGGCCGGCCGCGGUGGUGUGGGCUCUGGAGGCCGUCAGGAUGGCGGAGGAGCAGGAGUUCACCCAGCUGUGCAAGCUGCCAUCGCAGCCCUCGCACCCGCACUGCGUCAACAACACCUACCGCAGCACGCAGCACUCCCAGGCCCUGCUCCGGGGGCUGCUGGCCCUCCGCGACAGCGGGAUCCUCUUCGAUGUGGUCCUGGUGGUGGAGGGGAGGCACAUCGAGGCCCAUCGCAUCCUGCUGGCGGCGUCCUGCGACUACUUCAGAGGGAUGUUUGCUGGGGGCCUGAAGGAGAUGGAGCAGGAAGAGGUGCUGAUCCACGGCGUGUCCUACAACGCCAUGUGCCAAAUCCUGCAUUUCAUAUACACCUCCGAGCUGGAGCUCAACCUCAGCAACGUGCAGGAGACGCUGGUUGCCGCCUGCCAGCUUCAGAUCCCAGAGAUUAUCCAUUUCUGCUGCGACUUCCUCAUGUCCUGGGUGGACGAGGAGAACAUUCUGGAUGUCUACCGGCUGGCCGAGCUGUUUGACCUGAGCCGCCUGACCGAGCAGCUGGACGCCUACAUCCUCAAGAACUUUGUGGCCUUCUCCCGGACUGACAAGUACCGCCAGCUGCCCCUGGAGAAGGUCUACUCCCUGCUCAGCAGCAACCGCCUGGAGGUGUCGUGCGAGACGGAGGUCUACGAGGGGGCCCUGCUCUACCAUUACACCCUGGAGCAGGUGCAAGCCGACCAGAUCUCGCUGCAUGAGCCCCCCAAGCUCCUGGAGACGGUGCGCUUUCCCCUGAUGGAAGCAGAGGUCCUGCAGCGCCUGCAUGACAAGCUGGACCCCAGCCCGCUGCGGGACACGGUGGCCAGUGCCCUCAUGUACCACCGGAAUGAGAGCCUGCAGCCUAGCCUGCAGGGCCCCCAGACGGAGCUGCGGUCAGACCUGCAGUGUGUGGUGGGCUUCGGGGGCAUUCACUCCACACCGUCCACGGUGCUCAGCGACCAGGCCAAGUACCUGAACCCCCUGCUGGGGCAGUGGAAGCACUUCACCGCCUCCCUGGCCCCCCGCAUGUCCAACCAGGGCAUCGCGGUCCUCAACAACUUCGUGUACCUGAUCGGAGGGGACAACAACGUCCAGGGUUUCCGAGCCGAGUCCCGGUGCUGGCGGUAUGACCCACGGCACAACCGCUGGUUCCAGAUCCAGUCCCUGCAGCAGGAGCACGCAGACCUGUGUGUGUGUGUCGUGGGUGGGUACAUCUACGCCGUGGCGGGCCGUGACUACCACAACGACCUGAACGCCGUGGAGCGCUACGACCCUGCCACCAACUCCUGGGCCUACGUGGCCCCACUCAAAAGGGAGGUGUACGCCCACGCGGGUGCCACGCUCCAGGGGAAGAUGUACGUGACCUGUGGCCGCCGAGGGGAGGACUACCUGAGGGAGACGCACUGCUACGACCCGGCCAGCAACACCUGGCUCACCCUGGCCGACGGGCCUGUGCGGCGGGCCUGGCAUGGCAUGGCUACGCUCCUGGACAAGCUGUACGUGAUUGGGGGCAGCAACAAUGACGCCGGCUACAGGCGGGACGUGCACCAGGUGGCCUGCUACAGCUGCACAUCGGGACAGUGGUCGUCCGUCUGCCCGCUCCCAGCUGGCCACGGCGAGCCCGGCAUUGCCGUGCUGGAGAACAGGAUCUACGUGCUGGGCGGCCGCUCGCACAACCGCGGCAGCCGCACGGGCUACGUGCACAUCUACGACGUGGAGAAGGACUGCUGGGAGGAGGGGCCCCAGCUGGACAACUCCAUCUCGGGCCUGGCGGCCUGCGUGCUCACUCUGCCCCGCUCCCUGCUCCUCGAGCCGCCCCGCGGGACCCCCGACCGCAGCCAGGCUGACCCAGAUUUUGCCUCCGAGGUGAUGAGUGUGUCAGGACUGGGAGGAGUUUGACAACUCCAGCGAGGACUAGGGCUCCAGGCCUGGGGUCGGAGGUCAGGGUGGCAGCAGCCGCCAGGGCCUAGGUCAGGGCAGCUGACUCCAGGGUUGGGGGGCCUGCCCAUGGCGCCCAGGGUUCCCCGGCUGCUGCACCCUUGCUUUAUGCCAACCCCUGGGCCAGCCUGGUUGACCGCCCAGUGGGACGUGUUCCUGGACCUCGUCGGUGAGUCCUGGGACUGGGUGAGGGGAGACUCAGUGCCACCUGCUCGGCCUUUCUCCCACCCCCACCCUCGCCUGUACGGUCCCUGCCGGCCACAGAAGGUCCCUUCUCCAAGGGAACCAUCGAGGCGGAUGGGCUGGGUGCACAGCCCGGGCCCGCAGCCUGCCCGGCAGCUUGAGCCAUUGCAGAGCGGGCAGAGCCGCCCUAGGUGCCUGGGCCUGGCUCUGGUGAUUCAAAGCCCCCCCCAGCCCCGACUCCCCCUGGGUUUUUCUGACCCUGUGUUGUUGAUAAAUGAAAUAAAAGCAUCCUAAUGAGCCAGA
Messenger RNA from Oryctolagus cuniculus (rabbit), 3046 nucleotides. It is a transcript of the gene KLHL22, whose product is annotated as kelch like family member 22. The record is from RefSeq and is a predicted model, not a curated record. Gene Ontology annotation, biological process: protein monoubiquitination; cell division; positive regulation of TORC1 signaling. NCBI's taxonomy places the organism in Eukaryota, Metazoa, Chordata, Mammalia, Lagomorpha, Leporidae. Gene Ontology annotation, molecular function: protein binding. Gene Ontology annotation, cellular component: Cul3-RING ubiquitin ligase complex; mitotic spindle; cytosol.